Glossina fuscipes is the source of this 3207-nucleotide messenger RNA. It is a transcript of the gene sog, whose product is annotated as dorsal-ventral patterning protein Sog. The record is from RefSeq and is a predicted model, not a curated record. The transcript has 6 exons. Gene Ontology annotation, molecular function: protein binding. Bases 21 to 3107 code for a protein of 1028 amino acids. NCBI's taxonomy places the organism in Eukaryota, Metazoa, Arthropoda, Insecta, Diptera, Glossinidae. Gene Ontology annotation, biological process: multicellular organism development.
UAAAUAAUUUAAUUGAUAUAAUGGCUAACAGUUUAUUAAAAUUAUCAUCAUCGUCGUCAUCAACAACAACAAUAUCGUUGUCAUUGCCAUCAACGGCGACGGCAACAGCAUUAUUAACAGCAACUUCAAAACCACCAACAAUGUGUGUAUUUUCACUUAUCUAUAAAUUCAUAAUAAUGAGUUUAUGCUGCUCAAUGGUUAGCGGCCGCAGGCAUUCGCCGCUAUUCGUUGAGGAAGCAGGAGGUGGUAGCCGACGCAACAGUAAAUCAGAUCUUUCUGAGUGCCAUUUUGGUAAGACUUUACAUGAACUGGGAUCCAGUUGGUCCGCCGAUCUGGGACCUCCGUUUGGCGUCAUGUAUUGCAUUAAAUGCGAGUGCGUAAAGGUACCCAAAAAGAAGCGUAUAGUCGCUCGUGUUCAAUGCCGAAAUAUUAAAGAAGAAUGCCCGACAACUACCUGCGAUGAACCCGUUUCUCUCCCAGGCAAAUGCUGUAAAACUUGUCCAACCGAUAAACAUGAUACCGAAUUCGCCUUAGAUGUCCCGGCCAGUUUUAUCGAAGACGAAGAGCGCAAUAUGAAACAUUUCGCUGCACUUCUCACCGGCCGCACUUCUUUCUUUCUAAAGGGCGAAGAUAUGCGUUCCGUGUAUUCGACACAUAACGCUCCCAGCAUGGUUGCUACAGGACGGUUUUUAUUUCAUAAAAAAAAUCUGUAUUAUUCAUUUUAUACAUCUUCCAAGAUGGUGCGUCCUAGAACUCUACAAUUUGUUGACGAAAACGGUACCAUACUGGAGGAACAUCAAUUACAAUUACCUACUGGGCCCCAGUCAUUGUACCAGAAUAUUACUGGUAAAACGUGCGGUGUAUGGCGCCGAGUGCCUCGCGAUUAUAAGCGUCUUUUAAGAGAAGAACGCUUACAUGUGGUUCUUAUCUGGAGUGAAAGUAAAUAUCAAACCGAAUUGGCUGGAAGAAUUGCCAAAUAUACCGCAUUGCAAUCGGAAUUGUUUAGUUCGCUGCUGGAGCCGGCAACGAAUGUCAGAUCUGAUCAAAUGUUUGGUUCCGGUGGUACUGCAAUUAUUUCAACCACCAGUGGAGCGGCUUCUUCAGUGCACUUAACUUUAGUUUUUAAUGGCGUUUUCGGUCAUGAUGAGAACGCAGACGCCGCAGUUAAUAUACGCAUUGAGCUGCCAGAUCGUAAAGAGAUUAUAUUAGAUGAAGUUCAAAAAAUACGUAAACCGUCAUCCGAAGUUAACAUUUUAGAGAUUUCUUCCCCCAUCACCAUACAAAAUUUGCGAUUAAUGUCUCGCGGCAAACUAUUGUUGACGGUCGAAUCAAAAAAAUAUCCGUAUUUGAAAAUACAAGGUCACGUUGUUACCCGAACUACUUGUGAAAUUUUUCAAACUCUUUUGUCACCACAUAACGUGGAAGCGCAUACAAAAAGUAUUGGUUUAGCUUGGGUAUUCCUGAAUACCGAUGGCUCCUUAGUAUAUAAUAUCGAAACCGAUCAAGUUAAUGCCAAGGAUCAUCCCGACAUUAGCCUAAUUGAGGAUCUAGGGAAACGUAAAACUGUACUGGAAGAUAUGACGGCUAGCUUCAAUUUCAAUCAAGCGAUUGGCACCAUUGAUAAAUUGGGACCGAGAGUUGUUGAGUUAUUGUAUGCCGGAGAGCUUGGCGUUAAUAUCGGCUUGCAGCAUGAACCGAGCCUGAUAAGGGGACGUCUAUUACCUAAGCCAGUAGCUGAUGCUCGUGACUCAGCUGAACCUAUUUUGUUGAAGCGAUCUGAAAAUUCCCUAGCUGUUCCUACACAUGCUAUGGGUAUGGCAUGGUUAUCCGUUGACAACGAGUGUAAUCUCCACUACGAGAUAACAUUAAGUGGUUUCCAAAUGCAAAAUCCAGAUUUAGAGAUUUACUUGGAAGAGAAACCCAUCGAAGCCAUUGGAGCGCCAAUAACGCGUAGCUUUUUGGAAGAGUUUUCAGGCUCCAGCAUGGAAGGAUUUGUUUUAGGUAUGGAUGCGAAUGAGUUGGUGAAAUUGGAAACCAGUGUUUGCUACUUAGAAAUCUACGCUAAACAUAACAAGAAACUUUUGUUACGAGGUAAACUGAAAUCUACUAGAGUCCCAGAUCAUUGCCGUCCACUGCAUACCGAUAACAACGUACAAAAUGUACUGGGUGAUCACAAUGAAGAUUCAUUAGCUUCGGCGGUAACAAAAUGUUAUCACUCAGGACGUUUUCACGAUGAAUCUGAACAAUGGCGUAGCACUGAAAAUUCUUGCCAAAUGUGUGCCUGUCGACGGGGUCAUGCCUCAUGCGAGUCGAUCAAAUGUCCUAUUGUACAAUGCAAAAUAUCUGAAGAAAUGGUGCAACGUGAAGGCGAAUGCUGCCCGAGCUGUGUACCACAAAAUUUAGGAGCAGCUGAGGUAAACAUUCCGAAUGAACAGAAUAACAACAAAAAAGGCUGCUAUUUAGGCGAUGAAUUCUUCUUAGCUGGGGCAACUUGGCAUCCGUUUCUGCCGCCUAAUGGUUUCGAUACUUGCACGACUUGUACAUGCGACGCUGUGACUUUACAGGUUAGGUGUCCACGCAUGCUCUGUCCGCCUUUGAAUUGCAAAGAAAGAGACGCGUACCGGCCGGAAAAGAAGGCCUGUUGCAAGAAGUGCCCUGAAGGCAAGCUAAGUAGUCGCAGUACUGUUAAAACGAGCCCAGCCAAUCCAAAUGUGUUACAAGAUCAGGGCUUAUCUAAAUCAACAAUGAGAAGCAAUGAAGACAUUUUAAGUCAAGGUGGCUGCAAAGCGGUUAAUAAAGUAUACGAAAAUGGCCAAGAAUGGCAUCCGAUAUUAGCAUCGCAUGGUGAACAAAAAUGCAUAACAUGUCGAUGCAAGGAUUCAAAAGUGAGUUGCGAUCGUAAAAGGUGUACACGAGCCGUUUGCCAACAAACCCGAGUAUCAUCGAAAAAGAAACUAUUUGAGAAGCCUUCAACCGCCAACGAGCCCAUAAUCGAUGAAUGUUGCACAAUGCAAUGUAAACGCACACGUCGCCAUAAUCGUCGUCUACAUCAGCAGCAUGAUCAACAAUAUAAAUUGCAUCAAACAACGUCCGGCCUCAGCAGCUGAAUUCCCUUUGCCAGAAAAUAAGCGAAACCUGAGGCUGAGCAAACAUCUGUAGUAAAACACUAACAAACAAACAACAAAACAUUACAACAAAACAAUAAUU